Messenger RNA from Mercenaria mercenaria, 729 nucleotides. RefSeq names its product arylalkylamine N-acetyltransferase 1-like. The transcript has 2 exons. The record is from RefSeq and is a predicted model, not a curated record. Gene Ontology annotation, molecular function: N-acetyltransferase activity. Lineage: Eukaryota; Metazoa; Mollusca; Bivalvia; Venerida; Veneridae. The coding region runs from base 1 to 729 and encodes 242 amino acids.
AUGGAGAAUCAUAAAGGAACAUGUCUAAUGGGACUUUCAAAAGAAUCAAUAGAAAAGGCAUUUAAAAAAGUAACACCAGACAAUUUACCCGAGGAACUAGAAUUAAAAUUACUGACAAACGAUAUGCAGAAUGACGCCGUUUUGUUUAUGAAACAAAACUUUGUAGCGCAUGAACCAUUGAUUCAUUUAUUUGAUGUGCAAUGGGACGAGGACACGGAAAAAUAUUGGAGAGCAGUAUUUGACCAUGGAAUGACUUUAGUUCUCACAAGUAAAAUAAGAGGUGAAAUAAUUUCUAUUCGAGCAAUUGAUAUUGUACGUAAAACAGACAAGGUCAAGACAACAAAUGUAGCAGACGAACGUCUUCGUAAUCUGCUGGAAUAUUUAAACUACUGCGACGACAAUGCGAACUUCUUUGAACACUACGGAACCGAUGCAGCAGUCCAUUUUUCGGGCCUUGCUGUUUCUGAGUCGUACAGGCGUAGAGGAAUUGCGACGUUACUGCUAAAAUGUGCUGUUGAAUUAAUUGAAACUUUGGGAUUAGAAUCUGUUCAUAUCAAAGGGGAAGCGUCGUCAGAUUAUUCGAAGAAGAUUUAUGAAAAAUUUGGCUUUGAAAUGCUUUUUGAACAAAUGUACGAAGAUUAUAGAGUAAACGGUAAACAAGUAAUAAGUAACAUAGGUGUGCACAAGACCAAUAAGAUUUAUGGAAAGACUGUCACGUGCUUAAAGUGA